This is a messenger RNA of Mycotypha africana, 328 nucleotides long. RefSeq lists its product as uncharacterized. The record is from RefSeq and is a predicted model, not a curated record. The transcript has a single exon. NCBI's taxonomy places the organism in Eukaryota, Fungi, Mucoromycota, Mucoromycetes, Mucorales, Mycotyphaceae. Bases 120 to 311 code for a protein of 63 amino acids.
CAUUGGAUAAUGCUAUGGAGGCGAUAUUGGUGUGCAAAAAAAUGAAAAAAGCAGUUAAGUGGUAUAAAAUAGCAGCUGAAUGCAAUAAUACUUAGAAGUCGUUGGGCUAUGUUAGGAGGAUGGGUUUGGUGUACUUCAGGACAAACAGUGAUAGUGAAGUAGUACCCAAUGUUCCGCGCCGCAAGGUUAUCUUUUGGCUCAGUGCAACCUUUGGUAUUGUUAUCCAGAACGGAAUAGGUACUGGAAAGGAUCUAAUAGAAGGUGCUUUCUGGCAUAAUGAAGUAGCUCGUCAGGGUCAUGCGUGUGCAUAGCAUAAAUUUUGGGUUUG